GGAAGGUUGAGUCGCUGAGUGGGGUCCUCUGUCCCAUCGUCUCUUAUAACAGGAAGAUUAAAGUCGAAGGCGGUUGGCCAAAAUGCCAGAGGAGAUGGCGGACGGUGGGAGGAAGUUUGUGACUCUCGAUGACCUCAUUGAUGCCCUGGACAAGCGCGAGAGGGCGCCGAGCAACGUCCCAAAGGUCGAGACAUUCCACUUCAAAGGGGAUCGGGUAUCUGAUUGGUUGGAUGUGACAGAGCAGGCGCUAGUGGGACUGUCAGAUGAGGUCAAGCUCCAACGGGUCUUGAGGUAUGUCCUGCAUAGCCACCAUCGGGAAGUAACUAAGGUUGUGGAUGCCUUCGGUGGCAGCUGGACAAAGUUUGGGGACCUAAUGCGAAGGAAGUACAGGCUGGGAGACGGCCUGCUGACCAUGGCCGACUUGGAGGCCAUGAAUAAGGAAGAUUUCUCUACCAUUGGGGCGUUCAUGCACGAGUUUAAGAAAAAAGCGAGGAAGGUGCACGGGAUAUUUGAGGAAGCGCAAUGCGCCACAUUUUUGGGGCUGCUCACAGGGUCGGAAGCCACAAAGUUGACAAAGUAUGGGGAAGGGAGUGAGAGGCUCACCUCGAGAACCAUUGACAAAGGAGUGGAGGAAGGGAGCCUGGACCAGGUAGAGCAGCACCAAAUAAGGCUGCAAAAGCGCAAGAGGAAGGAGAGGGAUGCUACCGCAUCCGGGACCCCAGGGGUAAAGAGAAUAGUCACAGACGUGUUGACAGUGUUGGGGAAGAAGUACGCGGUCCGGCUAGAGGAAGGUUUUGACGUGGAGCGAAUGGUGGACAAACUCCUGGAGGGCCAUAACGAUUUGAUGAAUUUAAAGGACAUUUUGCCGUCGGCACCAAGACUUUGUGGCGAGCUGAAAGGGCGGCUCUCGCGAAGGCUCAACCUCGGCUCCUUUACCUUCGAGGAGUCUGAGUAUGCGCGACGGGGACUCCGGGAGGAGCAGGAGGAGGAAGGAGCAGGCGAGGUGUUGUCCCUGAGCCUUAACGAUGUGAAUAAGGCAAUGGAGGUGGUAGCGGCGCAUGAUAUGGCGGACCUUGAGGCUAUAAAGGCAUUGAGGGAGCAGGCAGGGCCGUGCCGCAUCAAUAAUGAGAAUGAGGAAGGGUUGAUAAUUGGCGAGCCUGGCUUCCUGUUGCCCCAGGAGAGGACCUUGAUGGUGAAGACCAUGAGGAGGAGGCAUUGCGCAUAUGCGUUUAAUGAUGACCAGCGUGGGAGGUUGAACGUGGAUAAGAUCCCGAUGAUACGAAUCCAUACCGUCCCACACGAGCCGUGGAACCUGAGGGGCGCGCAGUACCCAAAUCCGGAUGAGGAGAAGAAGGUGGUGGAUUACUUGGAUGGAAAGAUGAGUACGUAUGUGGCGGAUUACUCCAGUGGGCCGUAUGCUUCCCCCUGGUUUUGUUUUAUCAAGCCAAACGGAACGCUGCGGUGGGUGCAGGAUUUGCAACGAUUGAAUGCAGUGACGGUGCGGGACGCGGGAGGAUUGCCGAACGCGGACGCCCUGUCGGAGUCAUGUGCAGGGAUGCCUAUAAUCUCACUUAUAGACCUUUAUUUUGGGUACGACCAGUUUCCUGUAUACCCACCGGAUAGGCAGGUGACGGCGAUGCAUACGCCAAGGGGGCUGAUCCACAUGAACGUGGCGUCUCAGGGGUGGACUAAUGCGGUGGCAAUGGUGCAAAGGCACAUGAUUAGGGUCAUGCAGACGGUUAGUCCACAUAUCACUCAGCCCUACAUUGACGAUUUGGCGGUCAAGGGCCCAAAGGAGAAGGAGGAAGACGAAGUGAUGCCAGGAGUGAGACGGUUCGUCUGGAAGCACAUCCAGGAUAUCGAUCAGGUUCUGGGUCUGCUGGAAGAACACAACCUGACGGCAAGCGGCCCCAAGUCGAAGCAUUGUAUGAAGAAGGCCACGAUUCUGGGCUUUGUCUGCAACGAGAAAGGGCGGAGACCAGAUGUGAAGAAGACGGACAAGAUCCUGGAGUGGCCAGUCCCCUUCCAGUCGAUAACGAGCGUGAAAAGCUUCCUUGGGACCUGCGGGUUUUUGAGGAGUUUUGUGAAGGACUUCGCCACCAAGACGGAGCAUUUAAGAAAGCUGAGGUUGAGAGUUUCCCCUAGGGGGCGUGAUGGCAUGCCCAUUCGAUUGGAGGAGGGGAACGCAGAUGAGUUCAUCCCCGCAUAUGAGCACUACAUGUUGAGUCUGGGGGUUGCGCAGGAGGAAUGGGUGCAGACCCUACUUAUCUGGACGAGGCAGGCAGAGAGGCAGGUGGUUAAACAGAUUCGGGAGAGGGCUCGAGAUUGGGAGGACUGUCAGGCCCAGCUCAGGAGGGCGUUCGGACGGCCACAUUAUGAGAGGCAUGAGCCCAGGGUCGAGAGGCGACGGCGAAGUAAGAGGUCGAGGGAAACAGCACCGAGAGAGGUGGAGCUGGCCAGAGAGAGGAGGAAGGCCCCGGCACGGCAGGAGGAUGAGCCCGCAGAGCCCGCAUUGGCAGAGGAGUCGUUCCCCGCUUGUGGCCUCCAGGCAGUCGAGUUUCGGCGGAUUACGAGUGAGGAGUUGGGAUCGCCCCCACCAUUGCCAUCAGCACAGGAGCUGGACAUACCAAGAGAGACGCCAUUCCGAAGCUUAGCGACUCAUCUUGAUGUAUCCCAAUGGGAGGCCUCACGGCUGGGAGAGGGCUCAGUCGAGCCGGCGUGCUACGUGCCGUUGGAGGAGCCCUUGGACCCCGAGAUGGAGACGGAUAUGCGAGACCGAGGGGAGCCGCAUGUUCCUGAGAUGGCGGUCGAGCGGCCGGAUCCGGUACGACCUCAGGGUGGGGAGGUGAUCGCGGUUGGAGACGAUACCCCGCCAUGCUCCCCAGUUCCAGAGCCAGCACAACACUCGUGGCCAGAGGGGACUCCUGAGCCAGGCAGCGAGGAGAUUCCAGAGUCUCCCCCUGAGGCCACUGCGGUGCCUGAGCAGGAGGUAGAGAUGGAGGAGCACGGGGCGGGCGAGGGAGCGAGGAUGCAGGCGCCCCCUGACUUGCCAUCGGCCAUGCACGUGACCAAGAGUCCGGUUAUCGAGGAGCCCGUUCCAGCGGAAUUACCGCCAAUAGUGCCAUGCGCGAGUGAAGGGAUGGGGGCUGAGGCGACGGCUCCAGAGGACCAGGGGCCACGAAUGAGAGGAGUUCCAAGAGAGACCCGCGAGGAGGGGUCCGCCCGAGUGCGGGUCCGUCUGGAUGAAAUACAUAUGAGGCAGGCUGAGAUAGAGGCAGCGGGAAUAGAGCCGACACCGCCGGUCGAGCCCAAGACGAGCGAGCAGAGGAUCGACGAAUUGUGGGCUAGAUAUGAGAACCAGAGGGAUGCGGCCCGCCAAAGGUCACGGGAGGCAGGACAGGCGGACGAGGAGACGAGUGAGCUGAGGGAGAUGGGGGACUUGGGGUUCUCCACGACCAGGCAGGCGAUUGAGCGCAUGGAUCAGAGGAUAUGCGAGACACAGGUCAAAGAGUUGGAGGUGGAGCACCUGACUACUCAACUUGCCGAGGAGAGGGCGAGGAGCCAGACCAGAGAGGUUGAGUGGGAGAGGAGAUUUGGGGAGAUGGCGGCCACUGUGGAUAGACUCUCGGCAGCCUGGGAGGUUAGCCAGGUGGAGCGAGCCAGUGCCGAUGACCAGGGCCGAGGGGUGCAGGCUUCGCCGAGUCAGGGAGUAGCAGUGGAGGUCCCUCGACAGGUCGAGCCAACGAAGGAGGUGUCUGUGAACGCAAUUGAGGAGGAGGGUGGCGCGCAGGAGUCGCUUAUAGCUAUGUCCACGGAGAGGAGCGCCUCGCGUUUGCAUCAGCUGGCAACGGCCAUGGGGAUAGGCACUCCCCAGGAGGGGCCUCAGAGACUUGACGCUCCAGAGCAUGCCCCGAGGUUGGGAGAGUUGAGGGCGACGCUGGGCUCCUUGGCCACGGGGACGGACUCAGGAGGGCCUGACUCGCGGCAACAGCAGCAGCAAGAGGUCAUGCGUGAGCCCACCGCCAUGGCGGGCUCUCAGCCGUCCGAGGCACGUGGGGAUGAGGUGGUGGUGACCGAGGGGCCUCGUGAGAAGGGGCCCCGAGAGUCGGGUAUGCCAGACUGCAGGCCAGUGAGCACGGCCGCACGAGGGGGUGAGGGUGCUGAGGCUAUGGAGCCCAGGCCCCAGGGCCAUAGUAGAGUACCGUAAAGUAGAGUAGAGUACAGUACAAUACAGUAGAGUAGAGUAGAGUAGAGUAGAAUAAAAUAGAGUAGAAUAG
This is a messenger RNA of Chara braunii, 4277 nucleotides long. The record is from the annotation of a GenBank genome assembly. NCBI's taxonomy places the organism in Eukaryota, Viridiplantae, Streptophyta, Charophyceae, Charales, Characeae.